This is a messenger RNA of Eufriesea mexicana, 1746 nucleotides long. It is a transcript of the gene nes, whose product is annotated as lysophosphatidylcholine acyltransferase 3 protein nessy. Gene Ontology annotation, molecular function: 1-acylglycerophosphocholine O-acyltransferase activity; lysophospholipid acyltransferase activity. The transcript has 8 exons. The record is from RefSeq and is a predicted model, not a curated record. NCBI's taxonomy places the organism in Eukaryota, Metazoa, Arthropoda, Insecta, Hymenoptera, Apidae. The coding region runs from base 125 to 1549 and encodes 474 amino acids. Gene Ontology annotation, biological process: phosphatidylcholine biosynthetic process; lipid modification. Gene Ontology annotation, cellular component: membrane.
ACGCUGUCGAACGUAAAUUAAAUUUUUAUCGAAAUAUCUUUCAUAGAAAAAAAUUCAAUGAUAUUAUGAGAUUAAUUUAUAACAUUAAAAUAACGAAAUUGGAGACCAUUUAAAAAAAUUAACAAUGUCGAAUAGUAUAUUAUUGAGUGUCUCGGAAAGUUUAAAUGUAUCUGAAGUUGCACUUCGUCUUGUUAUCUCCAUCCUACUUGGAGCACCCAUUGCACUCUUUCACAGAUAUACUUUGUAUGGGAAAUGUCCGAUUUGUCAACAUAUAUUUUUUGCGUCCUGCGGUGUUUUGAUUUGCUUAUGGAAUUAUGGUUUUAAUGUGAUUCAUUCAGCAGCAACAGUAUACAUCAAUUAUCACAUCUUAAAAAGACUCGGGGGUACUUCCCUGUCAGUUUUUAUUAUUUUCGUCUUCAACAUGGCUUAUCUUUCAUGCGGAUAUUAUAUAACAAGUACCGAUAAUUACGAUAUAAAAUGGACAAUGCCUCAAUGUGUAUUAACAUUGCGGUUAAUUGGUGUCGCGUUCAACUUGUUAGACGGCCAAAAACCUGAAAAACAAUUGUCUGUAUCACAGAAAAGUCUAGCCUUAAAAGAGCGACCAACGUUUUUAGAAAUUGCAGCAUUUACAUAUUUUCCAGGAUCGUUUCUUGUCGGGCCACAGUUUAGUAUGAAAAGGUAUUUAGACUAUGUACACGGGCGGCAUAUGACGAGCGAUACGGACGAUUCUGUAAAACAAGAAAUUGAACCUCAUCCUGAUUGUCUCAUUCCUGGCAUUUCUCGAUUAUUUAUUGGAUUGAUAUAUUUGGUAUUCUAUCAAUUAGGGAAUUCAUAUAUACCCAAUGAAUAUUUAUUAAGUACAGAAUUUGAACAACAGGUUUUCUUGAAACGUCUUCUAUUGAUUGGCAUUUGGGGUCAUUUUAAUUUUUACAAAUAUGUUUCUUGUUGGUUACUAGCUGAAGGGGUUUGUACAAUUUUUGGACUAACUUAUAAUGGGAAAGAUGAAAAAGGCCGUCUUCUUUGGAAUGGUUGCGAAAAUGUCCAGUUGCUAAAAUUUGAAGCAGCAAUUCGAUUUAAUGAUUAUAUUAUGUCAUUCAAUAUAAACACCAAUAAUUGGUGUGCGGAAUAUAUUUACAAGAGACUGAAAUUUUUGGGAUCGAAAGUGUAUAGUCAGUUUUUAACGCUGCUUUUUCUCGCGAUAUGGCAUGGUUUUCAUUCGGGAUAUUAUAUGUGCUUCUUCCUCGAAUUUAUUAUCAUGUAUGCUGAGAGAGAUUUAACUGAAAUAUUGAAGAAUCAUCAGAAAUUACACAGCAUACUUAAAAGUCGUCUUGAACUUCGAGUACUUGUGUGGACUUUCAUGAAAAUAUACAGUUUUUGUUUUAUAGGUUACUGCCUUAUCUGUUUUAUUUUUUUGUCAUAUUCUCGUUAUCAUCAGGUUUACUCUUCCGUUUAUUAUUCCGGUCAUAUAAUUUAUCUGUUUUAUCCUCUUAUUUCUAUAUUAAUCAAAAGAUAUUCUCGUAAAAAACGUUCUGAAAAACUUGAACAUUAAUGUAACAAAAUUUAUAAAGACAUUUUCUUAUUAAUGGGUCAAAGAUAAGCAAAGAUGUUAUAGCAAUGAGAUGGUGAAAAAUAGCUUGCCAUUGAAAAUUGAAUCAUUGAAUAUUGAAUAUUAAUUAUUGAAUCACGCAUAACUUUUUAAAGUACAAGAAAUAUUUAUAAACUAUUUUUGGAAUGUGAUUAUAAUAA